AGUAAACGGAAGUGAACAACAGUGAACAACAGUGACAAUGAACAAUUUCUACGUUAGCGUUUUUAUUGUUGUUAUUUAGACGUUUAACACCCUGGAUUUCAAAAUAUGACUAAUGUAACUGCACAGCAUCACAUACUCACACUAUAAAGUGUAUAAUUCGUGUUGGAGACGACUUAGUUGAUAGAUGUUAUCUAGGUAACGCUAGCUGCUAACAAUGGCUAACUGUAUGGUGUUUCACACUCAAAUAGCCUCCAUCAUGGAGGUGCUAGCGAAUGCAGCCGUGGCAGAGAUCUGUAAACUCGUAGACGACGACUAUGCAGUGUUUCGUUUGGAAAUAACUCAAAGCCAGAAAGAAAACAGGGCAUUGCGGAGGAAACUACUGGAACUGAAGGUGGCACGGGAGCGCGCUGAGAGGACAAUACCAGAGCGCGUCCUCGUCAGUCGUCCCAGCAGUGUCAAGAUCCUCGACCGAUACAGAGGAUUGGCAAGAGGUGAAGGACAUCGGACUGGAGGCUACAGAAGCUUUGUAAAGCCUAUGGGACAACAUACAUGGAGAGAUGACCAACCAAUCACUGUUGAUGAGGGGAGUGGAACCUCAACCCAGCACGUUAUCAUGAUAGAGCCUGCAGAUGCAGAGGCUGCAGGUACUGGAGUCAAGCUGGAGAGGUCUGAAGGAGAGGAGGACCCACGACACAGCACAGAUAUCCAUACUGGAGCAGCUGGAGUGCCUCCUGUAGUUAUGGAGGACCCCACCAUCGCCUCAGUGCAGCCCAGGACCCGAUGCAGCAUCACGGAGGAGGAGGAGGGUCCAGAGGUGCUGCUGGUGAAGGAGGAAGGUAUGGGGAACCCUGACGGGACCAUGUUCACAGAGGACAACCAGACUACACCUCCUCCUGAACCCACAGAGGAACCAGCUGAACAGCAUAGGACCACACACAGUCUCACUGAGUCAGUAGACAUGGAGGAUGGGAAGCCUGAUCUGCUGCUAGUCAAAGAGGAGACAGUAGAGGAUGGACCAGAGAACAUUGACCUGCUGAGUGGACUAAAGAUGGUGGAGCAAGGUGGUUGGCUGGAGGCUAACAGAGGAGACUGGGUGACCAUUUUGGAUUCCAAGGCCCAGACCGGUGCAGCCAAGGGCCCAGGGGACAACAUCACUGAGCAGGCCAGGACCAGAGGUGACAUAGUGGAGGUCAGUGGAUGGGACAGCGUCCUCAACUCUGGACUGGGGAACAACAUUGUUAACCACUACCAGAAACAGACAGUCAAACACAAAACAACAUCCAAACUUAGUCUCCAUGACAACAGACUGGCUGAGACCAGGGCGAGGCAUAGAUUUGGUCCACAGGGACUGGGAGGUAUCCAUAUGCGGCGGGAGAGAACAGAAACAAACUCUGCUAGUGAUACUCCAUCCUGCUCCUAUAGUUGUGAUUCAGAGACACUGUUGGCACCUCAGGUUAAUCCCCUAACAGGUGCUGCCUUCAGCCUGCCUUCUUUAGGAUCUCUCAACUGGAACAUGGACCCUGCGACAACACAGACACUCCCUGGCCUUCAUCCUCCUCACACUCUCCUAAUGUUAAACCAGACCUCAGACCAUGCCAGUGCUUCAACAGUAAAUGGCUACACAAGCCUUUUGACAAAUGACAGUAGUAGUGACGUUAUCAGUAGAUCUGGUGGCAAAGAGAAGCGCUUCCCGUGUUCAUUCUGUGGGAAAGCCUUCAGUUUCUGCAAACAGGUGGAGAUCCACCAAAGGAUGCACACGGGGGAGAAACCAUUCAGCUGCCACCUGUGCCAGGCCAGUUUUUCACAAUCAUCCAGUCUGAAGAGGCAUCAGAGAGUCCACACAGGGGAGAAACCCUAUAGCUGCCCCCAGUGCGAGAAGAGGUUCUCCCGCCAGCACCAGCUGAAGAUGCACCUGAAGGUCCACACGGGAGAAAGGCCAUUCGACUGCACUCACUGUAGGAAGAGGUUCUCGGAGAGGAGAUACCUCAAGAUGCAUCAGCAGAAAAACCAUUCCACUAUACUUACAAUGGCUAACUGUAUGGUUUUUCACACUCAAAUAGCAUCCAUUAUGGAGGUGCUAGCGAAUGCAGCCGUGUCAGAGAUCUGUAAACUCGUAGACGACGACUAUGCAGUGUUUCGUUUGGAAAUAACUCAAAGCCAGAAAGAAAACAGGGCAUUGCGGAGGAGACUACAGCUACUGGAGCUGAAGGUGUCACGGGAGCGCGUCCUCGCCAUUCGACCCAGUAGUGUAAAAAUCCUCGACAAAUACAGAGGAAUGGCAAGAGGUGAAGGAAAUCUCACUGGAGGCCACAGGAGCUUUGUGAAGCCAGCGGGACACAAUACAUGGAGAGAUGACCAACCAAUCACUGUUGAUGAGGGGAGUGGAACCUCAACCCAGCAUGUUAUUGUGAUAGAGUCGGCAGAUGCAGAGGCUGCAGGUCUUGGGGUCAAGCUGGAGAGGUCUGAAGGAGAGGAGGACCCACGGCACAGCAGAGACUUCCAGACUCGUGUGGCUAGAGAGCCCCCUGUAGCCAUAGAGGUCCCCACCACUGCCCCAGUGCGGCCCAGGACCCGACGAAGCAUCACGGAGGUCAGUGGAACGCCGAACGCCGUCCUCAAGUCAGACACGAAGACUUUAUUGGGGCUGGGGCGACUGGGCUGUCCUCCUGCUCCCUGCACAGAGUAUUUACUUUACGGUAGCCCGAGGACGGUUCUAUCCCGUAAGGACUCUGGCGUGUUACAGACUCACAAUGAUCCGUCCUGUUCAUACGCUACAGAGACACAGAUGAUAUCUGGUGACAUGCCUGUGGGCUUAGAUACACAGACUAAUCCAAUGAGAGGGGACUGGAACCAGUACAGCAAUAGUGUAUACUCUGAAGGGUUCCUUGAUAAGAAAGGGGAGGGUCUGGUUGUAGAUGAGGUCACUGUGAAAGUGGAGAGCGACCCUCCUCUGACAUGGAAUGCAGACAAGACUCACUUAGGAGAAGGACACUUGCAGGGCAACACCAGUGACUUCUUAGACUACAGUGAAAGCUUAGAGACAAAUCCAAAUGUUGCAACCCACUCCCCUUUACACCGAGUGACCAUGUCGAUGGCACCUUCCAAUUCACAAGGCCAUGUUCUUUUCGAUCAGGUAUCGAACUCAAACGACCAAAAGGCCAAGGCGCGGGAAGGGGUAGCAACAACAGGUGGUAAAGAGAAGCGGUUCCUCUGCAUGUUCUGUAACAAAGGCUUCAACUGCUCCCAGAAGGUGGAGAUCCAUCAGAGGGUCCACACGGGGGUGAAACCCUUCACCUGUAACCAGUGUCACAUGCGCUUUGCCCAUGCGGGCAACCUGAAGAGGCACCAGAGGGUCCACACAGGGGUAAAACCCUUCAGCUGUACCCAGUGUCAUAUGUGCUUCGCCCAGGCUGGUGACCUGAAAAGACACCAGAGGGUCCACACAGGGGAGAAACCCUACAGCUGUACCCAGUGUCCCAUGCGCUUCGCCCAGGCAGGUGACCUGAAAAGGCACCUGAAGGUCCACACGUGAGAAAGGCCAUUUCCCUGUACGCACUCCAGGAAGAGGUUCUUUGAAACGAGCUACAUCAGGAUACACCAGCAGAAAAAACAGUUCACUCCAUAGCUUCUGUUGUGUACUUCAAACCCUGCAUUAAAGACAAAGAUUCAUUUUCAUUGUUGUCAACAGAAAAGAUCUACAGAUGCAUUUGGAAUAACGAGAGUAAUCCAUUUCAGUGUUGAAUAUUCCUGAGUAGAAUAUUGCAUCCAGACAUUGUGUGAUAUUUAAGCCUAAAAAGUCUAUUUCAUAUUGUGUUUGUACUGUGUAGGAUAUAUGAUGUUCACAAAUUAUGUUUCAUUACUUCCAUCCACUAAUACAUUUUUUCCCAAGACACUUUUAAUAAAAAAUGAAGUUCAUGCAGAUUUAUAUGUGUGGUUUUCAUAUGGUGUAUUUGACACUUGUUUAUGUUCAAUAAACCCAAAAUGGGACUUUUCA
Molecule: messenger RNA, 3994 nt
Organism: Oncorhynchus nerka (sockeye salmon)
Lineage: Eukaryota; Metazoa; Chordata; Actinopteri; Salmoniformes; Salmonidae
Exons: 9
Coding region: 215-3532 (1105 amino acids)
Biological process (GO): regulation of transcription by RNA polymerase II
Molecular function (GO): DNA-binding transcription factor activity; RNA polymerase II cis-regulatory region sequence-specific DNA binding
Source: RefSeq, a predicted model, not a curated record